GGCGAGGCGGCCGCACACGGCGCGGCGGGGGCGAUGCGGGCCGCCUGGGUGCUGCUGCCGGCGCUGGCCGCGCUCUCCGCCUACUACGUGUACCUGCCGCUGCCCAGCGCCGUGUCCGACCCCUGGAAGCUGAUGCUGCUGGAUGCCACCUUCCGGGCGGCGCAGCAGAUGGGCCACCUGAUUCACUAUCUGAGAUUCAGCCAUCACUUGAUAGUUCUGAAUUAUUUGAUUUCCACCUUUGAUUUGUACCAGCUGGAGUCUGUCUCCUCUGAAGACAUUAAAGUCACAGAUGCUGUUUUUGACGGUGUGGAAGUCAGAGUGUUUGAACCUCCUGCCAGGGGAGAUGAAAGCCUCAAGCGCGGCGUUAUUUACAUCCAUGGAGGGGGCUGGGCUUUGGCAAGUGCAAGAACAAGCCUUUACAUCAACCUCUGCAGAAUCAUGGCUGACUCUCUGAACGCUGUUGUUGUCUCUAUUGAAUACAGACUGAUUCCAAAGGCGUGCUUCCCUGAGCAAUACCACGAUGCUCUUCGUGCUACAAAGCAUUUCUUGCAGCCUGAUGUCUUAGCUGAGUAUUCAGUUGACCCAAGUCGAAUUGCAAUCUCUGGUGACAGUGCAGGAGGAAAUUUGGCAGCUGCUGUGUGUCAGGAGCUUAGCAAAGAGGAGGAUUUGACCAUCAGACCGAAACUGCAGGCCUUAAUUUAUCCAGUCCUUCAGGCAUUUGACUUCAAUACACCCUCUUACCAGCAGAACAGGAAUAUGCCCGUUCUUCCUCGCCAUGUCAUGAUCAACUACUGGCUGUAUUAUUUCAAUGGUAACCACGACCUGGCUCACGCACUGCUGAUCAACAACCACACCGCUCUGGACGUCGGCCAAGCUCUCUCCUUCAGGGGACGCCUGAACUGGACGUCUCUGCUGCCGCCGUCAUUCAAAAAGGACUACAAGCCCGUGGUGCAAACCACGGGCACGGCCGAGAUCAUCCAGAAGAUGCCAGCGCUGCUGGACGUGCGGGCAGUGCCGCUGCUGGCAGACAACGAGACGCUGCAGCUGCAGCCCAAGACGUACGUGCUGACGUGCGAGAACGACGUGCUGCGGGACGACGGGGCCAUGUACGCCAAGCGCCUGGAGAACGCGGGCGUGGACGUCACGCUCGACCACUUCCACAACUGCUUCCACGGCUGCAUGAUAUUCACCCUCUGGCCCACUGACUUCUCUGCGGCCUUCCAGACCAGGAGCAGCUACAUCAAAUGGCUGGAUGAAAACCUUUGAAGAGAGAGGGUCCCUCUGGAAGGCACAAGGGGGCGUGAGGCUCUGGUGUCUGAUCCUGCGGGAGAGCAAACAGUGAAAAAGUGCACUUUUCCAAAUUCUGACUUCAUCGUUCAGCUGCAGCUGCUGGGGGUGCAGACCACUAAGUGCAGCGUUUACUAGCUCCGUUGGCCUUGACCAGAAAAGUGUUUUGAGAAAUAUUUUUUCAAACUUCAAUUUUUUUUCCACCUUAUUUCAGAUGACUAUUGCCAAACAUAAACAAAUUUUGAGCAGGGAGAUCAGCAUUCCUGUAGGAUUCUUAACUGGCUGCAAAAUUCAAGCUUUGAUUCUUAAUUAGGCACAAAGGUUGGGGUUUUCACAUGAUGUGAGAUAAAGCCAAACACCUUCAUCUACAUCUCAAUAUGUAAAAAUGGGAGCUAGUUUGCAGCAGUGCUGAGCAUCUGAUGUUACAGUGUGAGCACUCAACUUUGAGAGCAGAGCCAUGCAUUUGAAUGACAAGCAUGGAUUUAGGUGUUGGCUUUUAGGCACAUAGACAAAUGGCUCAUUUAAAUUAAAAAAAAAAAAAAAAGCUCUUCUGGGCAGAUGAGAUGAUGCUCGGUAAGUCCCUUAGCCAAACAGGUAAUUCAGCUUUGGAAUUUGGUCUUUACUACCUUUUAGUUAUUUAUAUUUUAAAAAAGGACUAAAUAUAUUUUCAAUAAAAAGUAUGAUAGAAUACACACAAAUAUGUAGGGUAAAAUAAUAUGUGUAGCAGCACAAUCCAGAUUUCUUAGGUGAGUGACCUUCAAAGCUGCUACUUAUUUGGCUAAAGAAUGUGACUUCAUCUGUGUUUAAAGCCUCAGUUGUACGACUCCUUACAGAAAAUACUGAGCUUACUACAAAUAAUCUGCUGUGUGGUUUGCACUAAUGUUUGUAAUUAUUAGUAGAAGUUUUUGUUCAUUAACUUUUCCUUUGUGCUUGUAGUCUUAAUUGUAUUUCCUGCUUCCUGGAAGGAGGGAAGCAAGCAAAUAGAAGUGGGCUCCAAUAUAUAGGGAAGAUUUAAACCUGAGCUUUGCAGCUGAGCUUUGUCUGUCUUGUAGACUGACCCAAAACACUGGGUAAGCUGAUCUUGCUAUUGAGCAGCAAAUCUCUACAGUUUGAGCCAAUCUAUAAAGUUCAGACAGGCAGGACAGGGGAGAGAACCCAUUCGUGUCAGUAUAUAUUGUCCAGCUUUCAGCAGCAAUGAUAGUUGUGUCAAAAGCCCAGUGUUCCUGGGCAAAGAAGAGAGAAGGGUAGAUUAAAUUCAUCCUCAGCUUUAUCACAGACUCCCUGUGGGGCCCUAGGAGAACAAAAGCAAUCUCUUUAUGCUCCACUUCUGCCAGGGAGGGAGUAGUAAUUUCCUACCUCACAAAGGAGCUGUGAAGCUGAAUUCACAGGUGUGUGGGAAGCACAGGGAUGUGAAUGUAACUGGCAGGCAACAACUCCCAUAGCUUUUGACUUUCCAUUCUUCUCCAAGAUCAGGCUUGGAGCAGCCUGUCCCACAGCUGGAGUGCUGCUGGGCUGUGUGUCCUCCUGGGCAGUUGGCUCAUCGCUGUCUUGGCUCCUCUCAGAGUACCCCAAGGUGAGGCUUCUUGGCCCUUGGAGAUCAUAACAGAUUUCAUCAGAGCAUUUCUUAUGGCAGGAUUCUGAAAAGUUCUUUUUAAAAAAUUCAGACCAGGUACUGGUAGAUCGAACUGCCUUCUGACAUUUAAAAUAUAUAGAACAGACUAUUUUCGCUGGGAUUUAAGAAAAUGGCUUUGCUGAAUCACUGCUUCCUAGAAACAUCAGGUUAUUAAGUGGUUGUAUGUGUUAAGAAAGGCUAUUAAGGAGGCAAGGCCUGGAUGUCAGCUCAGUCAUGCAGGCCAAAACUCAUUCCCAGCAUAGGUUCACACGGAGAUCACAAGGCAAAGCUUUUUCAACAGUGGCCCAGAUUCUUCUUCCAUUUAGCUCGUUACAAAGACUCGGUGGAAUUAGAGCAGCCAAGUGACAAUCUGAAUCAGCAUAAAUUUUGAUCAAGAUAUCCAAUUAACACUGCAGAAGAAUUCAAGCUUUUUAUCUAGAUUCAAACUCUCUUUCCUCCUUUUCCCCAUAAACCCAAUAAAGUAGAUAGAAUUUAUGCUUAAAACAGACAGCAACCAAAGUCACGUCUAUUCAAAAGACAAAUUACUAGUCUGCCCCGGAGUCCUUUUCCAUUAUAUGGAGACAGCUACAUUUGCCUGACUUUAAACUAUCACUAAAAUAGUAAAAAAAAUACUGACAACAGGCUUCUUCCUAAAUUUCCCACUUGAAGAGUAGACCAAGUCAGAAAAGAUGUAAUUUAUAUCUACUUGCUGUCAUUAAAAGAUAGUAUAACUGUAGUACUGGAAAAAAAAGUGGUUGAUAUUCUUAUAAAUCCUAUAAUAAUUAAGUUUUCCCGAGAGCUGUCUGCAAAGCUUUAGCUCAGCAUUUGUUUAUAGCUAAGUUAUGAAUAUCUGCUAUGAAGUUAUAAUAUAAUUGCUGCUGGUUUUUUAAACUGAAAUGAAAGGGAGAGCUGGAAUAUAUAUGUUCAUGGAGCGGUUGUAAAUUUCUUUCAUGCACUGAAGCACAAUUAAGUCCUGGCACAAGAAAUUGUAGUAAGUUUAUAACUGGAGUGAACGUGUUUACUGAGUCAUCACCAGCCUGGUGCGACACCGGAGAUCGCAGCACAGCGUGGAUGUUACAGUAUUAACUACUUCUGUCAAAGUAUCUUGACUACUUUUAUCUUGCAGCCAUGUGGUUCAAUACAUGACAGCUGCGAAGAUAAGUGAUGGAUCCUACAACAUAGAAAAAGAGGUCUGAGUUCCAGCUCUGAAAAGACCUUUAGUCAACAGCUGCACAAGACACUUGAUCACAUUCAGUGUAAACCUUGAAAUGUUAGUCCAAACUCAGCUUUCCUCCUCCUUUGCUUUGUUCUCCUUUGCAUGCAGUCCCCGUGCCCGAAACUGAAAGUUUAGGGUUGUUUCCAGCCGUGCUGCUGCAAGCUCCUAGAAACAGCACUAACUCAGGAUUAGGGAAAGCUGAUGCCCGAAAGCAAGGGAUUAAGGUUAAUCCAUGUUGCAACAUCUCGAUUUGUUCAUGUGUUUUCCUCCUUCUCCAAGUGUUUCCUCGGGCGUAACUAGCACCUUCAUCCCUGGGUUCUUUCACAAAGCGGUUUAGGGCACUUUGCAGGUUGUAGGAUCAGACCAGGUGUUUGUAACAAUAUUUCACCUGUGCAUGGUAGAGUCAGUCUUGUAAAAGGAGAUACUCUGUAAGUUUGUCUGCUUAUCCUUUCCUUAAAUCAAUGAGUAUAGCUAGCUACCAUUUUAAGAUAGCUUUUCUUCCCAUCCUACAAUUAGACUUUAUCUCUCUACUGCAAGAAAGCUUUAAAAAAGAAUAAUAAAAAAAGCAAAGACAACUUGCAUAACAACCUGUAAUGAUUCAUAUCCUGCUUUCAUGGACCUGAGCACUAUAUUAGGAGGUUCCCGGUAUUUUGGCCAAUAUUUGAGACAUAAAUUGAGGUUUUGUCUCCCUAAUUUAGGACCUCUUAAAGUAUGGGUGUUCAGCAUUUCUGGAAGCUCUGACCUAUUUAAAGAUGUUUCAUAAUGCAUAAAAAUCACAAAUAAGUUGAAUUUCCUAACCUUAAUUUAAAUAAUUCUAAAAUUGCAUCCCCAGCCAAAGCAGAAAGGCCAUUGUGGGUUUUAAGCCGUAUAGAUAAAAAGAAAUGCUAUUUCUUUAAAAUGUUGUUUUGUAGCAUUUGGGCCUCUGUAUUUUUUUAAUCUCUUACCAAACUUUAUUAGAAACUUUUUAAAAUAAAAUAAAAACAUUAGAACUAGAUAAACUUGAGUUAAACCUUUUAAGCUGCUAUGAUCUGUAACAAUGAAGUUAAAAAAAACCAGCUGGUUUAAUGUUCUCAUAUUUACAAUGUUCAAAACCCCAAAAUACAACAUACUUGAUGUGAAUGCAUUCAAUAACUUACGCAUGACUGAUUUUUGCUUUUUUUCCCAGAGCAGGGGAGAAAUUUGUAAGAUCUAAUUACCAGUGUGAUUUGAGAUGUGCUAUCAAAAUGAAGAACAAAUAAAUAAAGUGAAAUAUGUCUGUGAUUU
Messenger RNA from Chiroxiphia lanceolata (lance-tailed manakin), 5378 nucleotides. RefSeq names its product neutral cholesterol ester hydrolase 1 (gene NCEH1). Gene Ontology annotation, molecular function: carboxylic ester hydrolase activity. The coding region runs from base 34 to 1266 and encodes 410 amino acids. Gene Ontology annotation, cellular component: membrane. NCBI's taxonomy places the organism in Eukaryota, Metazoa, Chordata, Aves, Passeriformes, Pipridae. The record is from RefSeq and is a predicted model, not a curated record. The transcript has 5 exons.